This is a messenger RNA of Vombatus ursinus (common wombat), 2568 nucleotides long. It is a transcript of the gene SLC4A1, whose product is annotated as solute carrier family 4 member 1 (Diego blood group). Gene Ontology annotation, biological process: monoatomic anion transport; bicarbonate transport; transmembrane transport. The coding region runs from base 22 to 2568 and encodes 848 amino acids. Gene Ontology annotation, cellular component: plasma membrane; basolateral plasma membrane. Gene Ontology annotation, molecular function: solute:inorganic anion antiporter activity; bicarbonate transmembrane transporter activity; monoatomic anion transmembrane transporter activity. The record is from RefSeq and is a predicted model, not a curated record. The transcript is spliced from 16 exons. NCBI's taxonomy places the organism in Eukaryota, Metazoa, Chordata, Mammalia, Diprotodontia, Vombatidae.
GUGGAGCUGCAGGAGCUGGUGAUGGAUGGGAAGAACCAGGAGCUUCAAUGGAUGGAGGCGGCGCGUUGGGUUCGACUGGAGGAGAACCGGGCUGAGGCCGGGGGUUGGGGUCGCCCCCACCUUUCUUGCUUAACCUUCUGGAGCCUCCUGGAACUACGGAAAACUUUUCAGAAGGGCACUGUGAUGCUGGACCUGUCUGAGACCACCCUGCCUGGGAUUGUCAACCAGCUUCUAGACCAAUUCAUCUAUGAAGGUCAAGUGAGGCCCCAGGACCGGGAUGUGCUGCUCAGGGCCCUGCUGGUCAAACACAGCCAUGAGGGAGAGUUAGAGGCUCUGGGAGGUGUAAAGCCCAUUGUGCUGGACCGCUCAGGAGAGCCCUCUGAGCCCCUGCUGGCCCAACAUCCCUCUUUGGAGAACCAGAUCUACUGUGAGCAGGGAGAGGGUUCCUCAGACCACCCAGGGCCGUCUCACAUCCUGGAGAAGAUCCCUCCUAACUCAGAGGCCGCACUGGUAUUAGUGGGUCGUGCCUCCUUCCUGGAACAUCCCAUCCUGGGUUUUGUGAGGCUUCAGGAGGCAGCCAGCCUAGAAGUGGUAGACCUCCCAAUACCUGUCCGCUUCCUCUUGGUGCUCUUAGGGCCUGAGAUCCCUCACGUGGACUACACCCAACUUGGCCGGGCUGCUGCCACCUUAAUGUCUGAGAGGGUGUUCCGAAUAGAUGCCUACCUAGCCCAUGACCGCAAGCAGCUAGUUCAGUGUCUUGAGGGUUUCUUGGACUGCAGCGUGGUGCUGCCUCCCACAGAGGCACCCUCAGAGUCAGCCUUACGCACCUUGGUACCUGUACAGCAAGAAUUGCUUCAAAGACGCUACAGGCUCAGCCCCUCUGAACCUGAUCCUGACUUCUUCAAGGGAUUAGACUUGAAUGGGGGUCCAGUGGGCCAGGAUGACCCCUUACAGAGGACAGGCAACUUCUUUGGGGGUGUGGCUCGGGAUGCUCGGCGCCGGUACCCCAAGUACCUGAGUGACAUCACAGAUGCGCUUAGCCCUCAGGUCCUCGCGGCUGUGGUCUUCAUCUACUUCGCUGCCCUCUCACCUGCCAUCACCUUUGGUGGCCUCCUAGGAGACAAGACUCAGAACAUGAUGGGGGUGUCAGAACUACUCAUCUCAACAGCAGUGCAGGGCAUCCUCUUUGCCCUGCUGGGUGCCCAACCUCUGCUUGUGCUUGGCUUCUCUGGACCCCUGCUUGUUUUUGAAGAGGCCUUCUUCGGGUUCUGUGAAAGCAACAACUUCGAAUACAUCGUGGGCCGGGUGUGGAUUGGCUUCUGGCUGGUGCUGCUGGUGAUCCUGGUGGUGGCCUUUGAGGGAAGUUUCCUGGUGCGCUACAUCUCUCUCUAUACCCAGGAAAUCUUCUCCGUCCUCAUCUCUCUCAUCUUCAUCUAUGAGACGUUCUCCAAACUCAUCACGAUAUUUGAAGAGCACCCACUGAAGAGAAACUAUGCCUACAAUGUGAGCUGGGACCCCGAGCCCAGUGAGGCCCUGCCCAACACUGCCCUCCUCUCCCUCGUGCUCAUGGCCGGGACAUUUUAUUUUGCCAUCACAUUUCGCAAGCUCAAAAACAGCUCUUACUUCCCUGGAAAGCUACGCAGAGUAGUUGGAGACUUUGGUGUUCCCAUUUCCAUCUUCCUUAUGGUCGUGAUAGAUAUAUUCAUUAAAGACACCUAUACCCAGAAACUCAAAGUGCCCAAAGGCUUCGCAAUCUCUAAUGCAACUGCCAGAGACUGGUUCAUCCACCCACUGGGCUUGUACAAGAUUUUCCCCCUCUGGAUGAAGUUUGCUUCUGCUGUGCCAGCUCUGCUUGUCUUCAUCCUCAUCUUCCUGGAGACACAGAUUACCACGCUCAUCAUCAGCAAGCCCGAGCGGAAGGUGAUCAAAGGUUCGGGUUUCCACUUGGACCUGCUGCUGAUCGUGGGCAUGGGCGGGCUGGGCGCCCUGUUUGGGAUGCCCUGGCUCAGUGCCACCACUGUGAGGACCGUGACCCACGCCAAUGCCCUCACUGUCAUGGGCAAGGCCAGUGCCCCCGGCGAUCGGGCUCAAGUCCAAGAGGUUAAGGAACAAAGACUCAGCGGACUCCUGGUCUCGGUGCUCGUCGGUGUAUCCAUCUUCAUGGAACCCAUUCUGUCAAAGAUCCCCCUGGCUGUUCUUUUUGGCAUUUUCCUAUACAUGGGAGUCACGUCGCUGAGUGGCAUUCAGCUCUUUGACCGAGCUCUGCUCCUCCUGAAGCCUCCCAAAUACCACCCUGAUGUGCCAUAUGUCAAACGGGUGAAGACUUGGCGUAUGCACCUGUUCACCUGUAUCCAAAUCGUCUGCCUGGUGCUGCUGUGGGUGGUAAAGUCGACGCCUGCCUCCCUGGCACUGCCCUUUGUCCUCAUCCUCACUGUGCCCCUGCGCCAAUUCCUGCUGCCCCUCAUCUUUCGAAACUUCGAACUCCAAUGCCUUGAUGCUGACAAUGCUGAGGUCACCUUUGAUGAAGAAGGCAGAGAUGUGUAUGACGAAGUACCCAUGCCCGUGUGA